UUGAAUUCAGAGCGACUGUUUUGAAAGAUUUAAGAUUCUGCGCGGUUGAAGCGAUGUUUGGCAGCGGCUGAAGUGCCAGCGUUCAGCCGCUAACGUGUCCAAGUUUGUGUUGAGUGUACCAAGGAAGGAUGGUGAUGCUACCUCUGACCUUUGAGGAUAUUGCCAUUUACUUCUCGGAGCAAGAAUGGCAGAACCUCGAGGCCUGGCAGAAGGAGCUUUACAAGCAUGUGAUGAGAACCAAUUAUGAGGUCCUGGCUUCUCUAGAUGGCGGGCUUCCCAAACCAGAGCUGAUUUCCUGCAUUGAACGGGGGACGGAGCUCUUCAGGGAGUCGGGAGAGCCACGGGGAUCAGGAGACGUAACUCGCAGCCCCGCAGAUCCGCGUUUUGGCCCGGUUGUUGAGGGAUGGCAGUUCCAGGGAAGCCAGCAGACUGGGAGUUCCGGAGAACCUGGACGCCAUUUUCGGGUAGCAUCUUGUGAGAGCCCCUGUUCCUCUGAACCCUUAUCGGGAAAUAGCAAAGAUGUUUCCUUCAGGCCUGACCAAGGUGCCGACCUCGUGAAGCCAGGCGGACUUGAUCCACGGGCUCUGCUCCCAGCAGUCCACCACUCCAGGGAGCUCCCGCAAAGAGAGAGAAUCCCGAACCCCAGAGCUCGGGCUCCCCCAGACUCCCAGGAAGCACCCUCCAGGGAGGGCACCCAGCCCCCGCGGCCCGUCUGCAGGGAGAGCUUUUGGAAGAAGAACCCCUCAGAGAAGCCCCGCAGGAGCCACUCCAGGGACCAGCCACGUGGGGCCUGGGAGAAGCUGGGCAGACAAGCCGAUCCGCAGCAUCAGUGGAGCGCCCCUCGGGGACAGAGGCGCUCCCGCUGUCACGAGUGUGGGAGGAGCUUCCGCCUGAAGCAGGACUUGCUGAGACACCUGCCCGCACACGCCGGGAAGAGCCCGUUGCCGAGUCCUGACUGUACCGUGUGCUUCCACCACAGGCGGGCCCUUCUCGGCCCCCACCUCGCGCACCAGGGGCAGAGGCCGUCCCAGUGCCCCAGCUGUGACAAGAGCUUCCUCCCGAACAGCAGCGCCCAGGCCCCCCAGGACCAGCGCCGCAGGGCAGAGCCCGGCUCCCACCAAGAGGGCGCCGGGGCCUUCGAGCCCAGCAGUGGUCACUCAGGAGAGAGGCCAGGCUCCUGUCCAGCUCGUGAGGAGCACUGCCACCUGGCGGGGAGCAUGGAGGUUGUCCUCCAGCGCUGCCCUGCCAGGGAGAGGCCAUUCUCUUGCACAGAGUGCAGUAAGUGCUUCUCUACCAGGGCCACGCUCGCUAGCCACGUCCGGGUGCACACGGGAGAGAAGCCCUUCCCGUGCCUGGAGUGCGACAAGAGCUUCCGCCGGAGUGGCCUGCUGAAGGCCCACCAGCGUGUGCACAGUGGGGAGAGACCCUUCUCCUGCAGGAAGUGUGGCAAGGGCUUCAGCAAGCAGUGUAAACUCGCCGAGCACACCCGGGUGCACAGCGGGGAGAAGCCGUUCUGGUGUGGCGAGUGUGGCCGGGACUUCCGCCAGCGGGGACAGCUGCUGCGGCACCAGCGGCUGCACAGCGACGAGAAGCCCUUCCAGUGCCCGGAGUGCGAGCGCAGCUUCCGUCUGAGGAGCAUGCUGAGAGCCCACCGCCUGCGGCACAGCGGGGAGAGGCCGUUCUCCUGCGGCCAGUGCGACAAGAGCUUCCGCCUGAAGGGCAUCCUGAAGGCCCACCAGCGCACCCACAGCGCGGAGAGGCCCUUCUCCUGCGCGGAGUGCGGCAAGGGCUUCACCCACCAGUGCAAGCUCCGGGAGCACCUGCGCGUGCACAGCGGGGAGCGGCCCUUCCAGUGCCCCCAGUGCGACAAGAGCUUCCGCCUGAAGGGCAUCCUGAAGGCCCACCAGCACACCCACAGCGCCGAGAGGCCCUUCUCCUGCGCGGAGUGCGGCAAGGGCUUCACCAGGCAGUCCAAGCUCACCGAGCACCUGCGCGUGCACAGCGGGGAGCGGCCCUUCCAGUGCCCCGACUGCGACAGGAGUUUCCGCCUCAAGGGGCAGCUGCUGAGUCACCGGCGCCUGCACACAGGAGAGAGGCCCUUCCAGUGCCCCGAGUGCGGCAAGAGCUACCGCGUGAAGGCGGACAUGAAGGCCCACCAGCUGCUGCACAGUGGGCAGCUGCCGUUCUCCUGUGAGUGCGGCAAGGGCUUUGCGAAGCAGUCAAAACUCGUGGAGCACAUCCGGACACACACGGGGGAGAAGCCCUUUCAGUGUCCCAAGUGCGACAAGAGUUUCCGCUUGAAGGCCCAGCUGCUCAGCCACCAAGGCCUGCACACAGGGGAGAGACCUUUCCACUGCCCCGAGUGCGACAAAAACUUCCGGGAACGGGGACACAUGCUGAGGCACCAGCGCAUUCACAGGCCCGAGAGGCCCUUCGCCUGUGGCGACUGCGGGAAGGGCUUCAUCUAUAAGUCUAAGCUUGCCGAGCACGCCCGAGUGCACACGAAAUCCUGUCGGGCCCCGAGUGGGCCCGACAUCCAGAAGCGGCUCAGCCAGCUGUUCGCGAUGAUCGAGGCCGACUGGAGCUGAGCCGCCGGAGCCGUCAGCGGGUGGGUGGAGAGGGCCUGGGGGUCGCCGUGGCCAAGCCACUGCGGCACAGGUUUCAGGAACAGGGGCCCUUGUCUGAGCCAGAGUGGAACACAAGUUAGGAGUGUGAGAAACCACAGAGGGGCUUUCUUUUCAAAAUCAUCCCAGUUGUAUUUCCUACCUGUUGACAAAAAGACCCAUUUGUUCUUCCUGCCGUCUUACGUGGUGAUUUCCCCCCAAAGGCUUAGCUAGCUCCGGAAUCUGGAGCUCAGAUUUAAACCGGAGAUCCCUCCAGCGCCGGCUGCUGCCUGUCAGCUCCCCUUCUGUCUUCUCACUCACAGUGCGGUCCUAAACUGGGGGUGAAGUCCAGCGCAUUUGGUUGCAGGCCUAACAGGACAUUAGAUUUGGUGUAGAUUGAUUUAUUUGAAAACUGAUGAUGAUAAAAGGAGUUCUCCAAAGUAUAGUUUAUGUGAGUGCUGAAGUUUCCACAGCAGAUUCCACAGUGACCAUAACUAGUUCCCCCAAGAAAAAGCUGCUAAUUUAACAAAGUUUUGCCUAAUCUGAGUUGAAGAAACAUAAAACUGAAGGUGCCGAGAAGUGUGGGACUAGAAUUUAGAGGAGUUUGGGAGAGGAGGUGUCGAUUUGGGAGUUCUGGGACAGAGAUGCCCCUUGAAGCUGAGGGAGUGGACGAGGUCCCCAUCCAUGGACGGAGCGACUGAGCAGACGACUAAAGUCCAAGUUCAGAUGAAAUAGCAGGCCACAACAGCCUAGUGUAGAGCGUUUUCGAGCAAAUGUUGUAAGUAAACACGGUACCAGUAGAAAUCCAACAAAAGGCUGCGUUUGGUACAUUAGGUGAGGGCUCUGUGAGCACAGAGUGUUUAUGCUACAGGGAGAGGGUUGGAUUUCACGGAGAAUGCUGACUUUGAGAGAGUUCACAUUUCGUGUCACAGAAUGGCUGCCCUGGAAUUCUGAGGAACUCAGUCAAGUGCAAUAGACAUUACUGUGAAACAAUAUAUCACAGAUGAUUUUCUGUGGAACACUAGCUUCAAAUAUAUAUAUAAUAUCCACUGUUGCCCAGUGGACUGAGCGCCGGCCUGUGAACCAAAGGGUUGCUGGUUUGAUUCCCUCCCAGUCAGGGCACAUGCCUGGGUUGCUGGC
This is a messenger RNA of Phyllostomus hastatus (greater spear-nosed bat), 3743 nucleotides long. It is a transcript of the gene ZNF786, whose product is annotated as zinc finger protein 786. The record is from RefSeq and is a predicted model, not a curated record. Gene Ontology annotation, molecular function: DNA-binding transcription factor activity, RNA polymerase II-specific; RNA polymerase II transcription regulatory region sequence-specific DNA binding. The transcript has 4 exons. Gene Ontology annotation, cellular component: nucleus. The coding region runs from base 129 to 2588 and encodes 819 amino acids. Gene Ontology annotation, biological process: regulation of transcription by RNA polymerase II. NCBI's taxonomy places the organism in Eukaryota, Metazoa, Chordata, Mammalia, Chiroptera, Phyllostomidae.